AUGCACCAUGGUAAUGGUCCCCAGAAUGCCCAGCGCCAGCUCCAGAGGUCCAGGUCCUUCACGGGCAGUGAGGGAGAAGAGCAACAGGCAAAUUUACCCCAGUCCCCUGCAGCUUCUUUUGCACCUUCUGCAAGUCCAUCUGCACCCCAGUCCCCCAGUUACCAAAUACAGCAAUUUAUAAUGAGUCGAAGUCCAGUAGCUGGGCAGAAUGUGAACAUCACGCUGCAAAAUGUUGGACCGGUGGCUUCAGGAAACCAGCAGAUAACGCUUACCCCAUUGCCAAUUCCAAACCCAACAUCACCGAGUUUUCAGUUCAGUCCUCAGCAGAGGCGGUUUGAGCAUGGAUCCCCAUCGUAUAUUCAAGUUACGUCACCGCUGCCUCAACAAGUUCAGUCUCAAAGCCCUACACAGCCUAACCCUGUGCCAGUGCAAACGCUACCAAGUGUUCGGGCAGGCACUCCAGGCCCUGGCUUGGGUAUGUGCAGCCAGAGCCCUACUAGAGGGUUUGUAGAUGCUAGUGUGCUUGUGAGACAAAUCAGCUUGAGUCCUUCAAACGGUGGACACUUUGUGUAUCAGGAAGGACCGGGAAUUGCACAAAUUGCUCAAGGAGCUGCUGCACAAGUACAGCUUCCAUCUUCUGGGACACCUGCUACGGUAAGGGAACGCAGGCUUUCACAACCUCAUUCUCAGUCUGGUGGCACCAUUCAUCACCUCGGUCCUCAAAGUCCUGUAGCUAGCGGAGCAAAUAUGCAAUCUUUGACUAGCCCGGGCCAUAUUACGACGACCAGCUUGCCACCCCAAAUCAGCAAUAUUAUCCAAGGGCAACUUAUGCAGCAGCAGCAGCAAGUGCUUCAGGGACAGCAGCUGGGUAGACCCAUUGGAUAUGACAGGACUUCUGGUGGAUUGAUAGCAGGAGUUGGAGGGCCUAGUGCAUUUGGAAUGACAUCACCACCUCCUCCCACAAGUCCUUCACGGGCCACUGUACCACAGGGGCUGUCAAGUCUUCCUCUUACUCCUACGGUUAAUACAGCAGUGAAAAAACAACCCAAAAAAUUGGAGGAGAUUCCUCCUGCCAACCAAGAGACUGCUCAAAUGAGAAAACAAUGUUUGGAUCAUCACCACAAGCAGAUGGAAAUUCUUAAGGAAACUUUUAAGGAAUGUUUGAUUGAACUGUUUUUCCUGCAACAUCUUCAAGGGAAUAUGAUGGACUUUUUAGCUUUUAAGAAGAAACACUGUGUUCCACUACAAGCAUACCUGAGGCAAAAUGACUUGGAUCUGGAGGAGGAAGAAGAGGAAGAACAAUCUGAGGUCAUCAACGAUGAGCAAACGCAUACAGGGACUCCAGUAACAGCGACUGUGAACACCAUAGAAAUUGAAGCUUUUAAGAGACAGCAGGCACUUGCACCAGCAGAUUCGUCUAAGAGACCACGAAUUGAAGUGGGCCGUCAUGGGAUGGUUUUUCAGCACCCGGGUGUGGCUUCAGGAGUUCCUCUUCAACAGCUAAUGCCAACGGCACAAGGUGGAAUGCCUCCCACUCCUCAAACUGUACAGCUGACUGGACAGAAACAGAGUCAACAACAGUAUGACCCGUCUAAGGGCCCUCCUGUGCAGAACGCAGCAAGUCUGCAUACACCUCCACCGCAGCUGCCAGGGAGACUGCAACCUGCAAAUGUCCCCAUGACGUCUCUUCCAGCUGCGCUGCAGCUUUCACAGCAGCAACCACAGAUAGUGGAAUCUCCAGCUCAGCCUCAGAUUCAGGUGAAGAUCCAGCCUCAAAGCGUUCCCCUGACUUCCGCUCCGCUUCCAGCACCACUUCAACAGCAGGUGCCACCAGCAAUCCAUGUGCAAGGACAGACACCAAACCAAGUGUCACAGCCACAAGCUACAAUACAGCAACAGACUGUGACUCUGACACGACCAUCAGUAGAUCCUGCUCAGACUUCUCAGCGUCUUACGGCAAAUACACUACCGCCUACCUCAUCUGUUGCGCCAGCAGCUAUCUCGGGCACAACACCGCCUUCUACAUAUCCAGUACAAACAAACAGGACCUCUCCAGCAACUAACAAGUCCCUGUCUCCUAUUGCAUCAAAACCCCCAGGCUUAGCAGUAGCAGCAGCACCUAAAACACAAAGUCCAGCUCAGAAUGCAGCAGUAUUACCACAGGACAACUCUCAAGACAAGCUUGCUGAGCAAGUAAAGCUGGAAAAUCAAAUCCAUCAGCGAAUAGCAGAACUGAGAAAGGAAGGUUUAUGGUCCCUGAGGCGAUUGCCUAAACUCCAGGAGGCUCCAAGACCAAAAUCUCACUGGGAUUAUUUGCUGGAAGAAAUGCAGUGGAUGGCAACUGAUUUUGCCCAAGAGAGAAAGUGGAAGAUGGCAACUGCUAAGAAGAUGGUAAGAACUGUGGCUCGUUAUCAUGAAGAAAAGAAACUUAAUGAAGAGCGAGCUAAAAGGGAAGAACAAAACAAACUAAGGCGAAUUGCUGCAUCAAUUGCUAGAGAAAUAGAAUACUUCUGGUCUAACAUUGAACAGGUUGUUGAAAUAAAGCUGCAAAUCGAAUUUCAAGAGAAAAGGAAAAAAGCUUUGAAUUUAAAGAGAAUUUCAAGGAAAGGUAAGGAUACAAAACCUCCAGAAGACCUUUUAUUGGAAAAAGAAAGUGAAAUGGGUUCUUCUUCAUCUGGAAGGAAAAGAAAGGCAAGCACGUCUUUGACUGAUGAGGAAGUUGAAGAUGAAGAAGAAACAAUUGAAGAACAAGAAGCUAAAGAAGGAAACAUAAAUCAUCAAACUGAAUUAUCUAAUCUCGCCAAAGAAGCUGAAUUGCCUCUGGAAGAUUUACUAAAGAUGUAUGAAGGUGCCUUUGCAGAAAAUUUUCACUGGCCUCAGCCGAAGCCUGACAGUGAAGAGGAUAGCAGUGAGGAAGAAAUGGAAGACCAUAUCUCUGAUAGGGAAAGUCCUCAGAAGGAAGUUGUCCUAAUAGACUCCCUUCUCAGCAUUGACCAGUAUAAGGGUAUAGACAGAUCAAGUCCUCCAAAGAAGCAUAUGCGAGACAUAUCAGAAGUUGCUGCUGCAGCAGAAAUGCUGUUACCUAAAGGCAGCUCUAGGAUAACAACAGCGGUAAAAUACAAUACUCCAUCGCUACUGUAUGGGCCUCUCAGAGAAUAUCAAAAGAUUGGGCUGGAUUGGUUAGCAAAGCUGUACAGGAAGAAUCUCAAUGGCAUUCUGGCAGAUGAGGCUGGGCUUGGAAAAACAGUACAAAUUAUCGCCUUUUUUGCCCACUUGGCUUGUAAUGAAGGUAAUUGGGGCCCUCACCUUGUUGUUGUACGGAGCUGUAACAUACUGAAAUGGGAGCUGGAAUUGAAACGCUGGUGCCCAGGGUUGAAAAUACUUCUCUACUUUGGCAGCCAAAGAGAACUUAGGGCAAAAAGACAGGAAUGGACAGAACCCAACAGCUUCAAUGUGUGUAUUACUUCAUACAAACAACUGUUCAAAGGCCACCCAGCAUUUAUGAAAAUGCGAUGGAAAUACUUAAUAGUAGAUGAGAUGCAACAAAUAAAGAACAUGACUGAGAAACACUGGGAGGCACUUUUCAGUCUCCGCAGCCAGCAUCGUUUGCUUCUGAUAGACACUCCUUUGCAUAACACAUUGAUGGAGUUGUGGACCAUGGUACAUUUUCUGAUUCCGGGAAUUUCCAGACCUUAUCUAGAUUUUCCAGUAAAAGCAGCUAAUGAGGAGAACCAGGAUUAUUGCCAUAAACUGGUCAUCAGGUUACACAGAAUGAUUCAGCCAUUUAUUUUGCGAAGAUCAAAAAGAGACGUUGAAAAGCAGCUAACAAAGAAAUACGAACAUGUGCUGAAGUGUCGUCUUUCUAGUCGACAAAAAGCUAUGUAUGAAGAUGUCAUAUUACAACCAGGAACCCAAGAAGCCCUCAAAAGCGGACACUUCAUCAGUGUCCUGCAUGUCCUGAUGCAGCUGCAACGGAUUUGUAAUCACCCUGAUCUGAUAAACCCCCGGCUUUCAAGUACCUCUUAUGUAUCAGAAACACUGGAAUACAGAACUGCGUCUCUGGUACUGAGUGCCCUAGAAAGGGACAUUUGGAAGGAAUCAGACCUGUCUCUUUUUGAUCUCAUUGGAAUGGAAAACAAAAUGACUCAUUAUGAAGCACAAAUGUUGCCAAAACAAAAGGUUACUAGAAAGUUGAUUGAAGAAAUCUACAGCUCCCCUCCACCACCGGCUAGGCCCAACCCAGUGAAGCUCAAACCAAGCAGGUUGUUUCAACCCGUUCAGUAUGGUCAGAAGCCUGAGGGCAGGACUGUAGUUUUCCCAAGCACUCAAGUACAACGCACGGUGACCACAGCGACAGUAACUCAACAGGGGCAAGUACGAGGAAGAUCACCCAUAGCUACAGUGUCUUCAAAUCAAGCCGCAGCAGCACAGUUUCAGACAACUCAGGCUUCCACCAGUGCUCCACGACACCAGCCCGCAGCGACCUUCACCACAGCAACUAGCACAGCCAACCCUGUGAAACCGCGGGGCCAGACCUCUGCGCAGGCCUCUCAGCUAGGCCAGGCCCAGCCACAGGCCCCCUCGCACACCAUCCAACAGAGUGUGCUGCCUCAGAGGCUGGUACUGACCUCUCAGGCCCAGGCACGGUUGCCUAGUGGUGAGGUAGUAAAAAUAGCCCAGCUGGCUUCUAUAGCAGGAGCACAAGGCAGAAUUGCUCAGCCAGAGACCCCUGUAACACUGCAGUUCCAAGGGAACAAGUUCACUUUAUCACAUAGUCAACUUCGCCAGCUCACUGCAGGGCAACCCUUGCAGUUACAAGGAAGUGUUCUUCAGAUUGUUUCAGCACCCGGUCAGCAGUAUUUGAGACCUCAAGGUCCAGUUGUCAUGCAGACGGUUUCCCAAGCGGGAACUGUUCAGAAUGCUCUGAACGCUUUAGGAAACCAGCAUCAAGCAGGUGUCCCAACUUCCACAGCAGUGACACAGCAAGUUUGUAUUCCAGGUAGAACUGCAGUUACUAAUUUGUCAUCUGGUGACAUGGGAGCAGCAUUAAAACCAGCACUUACACAUGGACAACUGCAGGAAACGUAUGAAGAAAAGAACCGGCUUUUGAAGGAGCGCCUGGACAGAAUAUUUUCUGGCAAUGAGCGCCGUUGUUCACGGGCCCCAAUGUAUGGCAAAGACUUGCUGAGUGUUUGUUCUUUGACUGGUGAAAGAAAGCCAUCUCAGCUGUCUUCCACUGAAGACAACAGUUGGAGGUGGGCUGGCUUUGUGAACUGUUGCCUUUCUUCAAGUGCCUCUGGAGGCCCAAGUAACCCACUGCGUGUUCAGCAACAAGAAUCUCUAAAGGAUGUUGUUAAUAGGGCUCUCUUCGUAUUGCCAGCUGCAGUUGCUGCUCCCCCAUGUUUGUAUGUAGCAAAUCCCCCCCCUUCAUAUAGUCACAGAUUGAAACUCCUUAAGCACAGCCUUAAGCAGAAGGCAGCUCCACACUUGCAUCAGUUGCAACAGAUUGCAACUCCUCACUUGCUACAGUUCCCUGACCUCCGGCUGGUGCAGUAUGACUCAGGAAAAUUAGAAGCUCUUGCUGUCUUGCUUCAAAAGCUGAAAUCUGAAGGGCGCCGUGUGCUGAUUUUGUCACAGAUGAUUCUGAUGUUGGACAUACUGGAAUUGUUCCUGAAUUUCCAUUUCCUCACGUUUGUGAGGAUUGAUGAAUAUGCUAACCAUGAACAACGGCAGGAGCUGAUGAAAAUUUUCAACAGAGACAAGCGCAUUUUCUGCGCCAUCCUUUCCUCUCACAGUCGUUCCACUGGAGUCAAUCUUGUUGAGGCAGACACCGUUGUGUUCUAUGACAAUGAUCUAAACCCAGUGAUGGAUGCAAAAGCUCAGGAAUGGUGUGACAGAAUUGGGAGAUGUAAAGAUAUCCAUAUAUACAGGCUUGUCAGUGGUAAUUCUGUAGAAGAGAAGCUUUUGAAAAACGGCACAAAGGACUUGAUCAGAGAAGUAGCUGCUCAGGGAAAUGACUAUUCAAUGGCCUUUUUAACACAGCAAACAAUUCAGGAAUUGUUUGAGGUUCAUUCUCCUAUGGAGGAUUCUGGAUUUAGAGUGAAAGCAGAAGAAUUUGUAGUACUUUCUCAAGAGCCAUCUCCAGCAGAAAAUAUUUCACCUAAAGUUGCAAGACCAUUCAUAGAGGCCCUCAACAGUAUUGAACAAGAGGAUGAGGAGUCAAAUGAUCGCAUGCAAGAAAUAGGACCUGAAUCAAGCAUUGAACCUUUAAUCACAGAGCUCUGCGAGGCAAAAUACAAUGAAGAGCCCUCACAGCUGCAGCAGUUGGUUGCUGUUGUGGAUCAGCUGACUCCAAUUGAGAAGUAUGCUUUGAAUUAUUUAGAGCUCUUCCACGUUUCAGUUGAUGAGAAUGAGCCACGGUUGAAUGAGAUGGAAUUGAAAACUGCAAAGAAAGCAUGGGAAGUUCAGCAUAUGAAGGAGUUAAAGGAAAAACAGCAAAAAAUGCUUUGGGAGGAUGAAGAGGAACUUCUAACGUACACUCGGGAGGAUGCAUACAAUAAAGAAUAUGUCUAUGAAGGUCCAGAUGGACAAACCGAAAUAAUGCCACUUUGGACUCCUCCCACUCCACCUCAGGAUGACAAUGAUAUCUACAUUGAUUCUGUUAUGUGCCUGAUGUAUGAUACCACCCCUAUUCCAGAAUCAAAGUUGCCUCCAGUGUAUGUCAGGAAGGAACGUAAGCGACACAAAACAGAUCCAUCUGCUGCAGGUAGGAAGAAAAAGCAACGUCAUGGAGAGACAGUUAUUCCACCUCGUUCACUUUUUGAUCGAGCAACUCCAGGAAUGUUGAAAAUGCGCCGAGAGGGCAAAGAGCAAAAGAAAAACAUCUUGUUGAAACAACAAACGCAGUUUGCAAAGCCUUUGCCGACUCUUGUCAAACCAGCUGCUGAGGCUGGACAGGAUAAUCCAGAGUGGUUGAUCAGUGAAGACUGGGCACUUCUGCAGGCAGUGAAGCAGCUGCUGGAGCUUCCUUUAAAUCUUGCUGUUGUAUCGCCAGCACACACUCCCAAUUGGGACCUUGUUAGUGAUGUUGUUAACUCAUGCAGCAGAGUCUAUCGCUCACCAAAACAAUGCCGAAACAGAUAUGAAAAUGUCAUUAUUCCAAGGGAAGAAGGAAAGACUAAAAACAGUCGCCCACUUCGUACCAAUCAGAUCUAUGCUCAAGAUGAGGGUGCCACCCACACGCAACUUUAUACUAAUCAUUUUGAGAUGAUGAAAAUGAUUGCAGGGAAAAGAAGCCCACCUAUCAAACCUCUACUUGGCAUGAAUCCUUUCCAGAAGAAUCCAAAGCAUGCGUCAGUGCUUGCAGAAAGUGGAAUCAGCUAUGAUAAGCCACUUCCUCCAAUUCAAGUUGCAUCCCUCCGAGCAGAACGUAUUGCAAAAGAGAAAAAGGCUUUGGCUGAACAGCAGAGGGCACAGCAACAGACAGGUCCGCAGCCUCAGCAGCAGCAAGCUGGCCAGCAGCAAGCUCAGCAACCAACUGUACAACAAGCACAAGCCCAACCUCAGCCGCAGGCUCAGGCACAGGUAGUUCAGCAGCCACAGGCAGUAGUGCAGACUGCAGUAACUACUGUGGCCAACACAGCAGUAUUGGCGGGCACAAUCAAAACAGCAGUUACGGGGACAAGUAUACAGACUGCUACAGUGAGUGGAAAUGUCAUAGUGAACACCGUUGCUGGAGUCCCUGCUGCUACCUUUCAGCCCAUCAAUAAACGUCUGGCUUCACCUGUUAUACCUGGAACAUUGGCUACUUCGGGAGGCACUGCAACUGCACAAGUGGUACAUACCCAGCAGCGAACUGCGGCAGCACCUGCUGCUUCCACAGAACUGGUGACCAUAGCAUCUACCCAGGGAGUUCGCGCAGUAACAUCAGUGACAGCAUCAGCAGUAGUAACUACAAACUUAACACCCGUGCAGACCCAGACAAGAUCUUUGGUGACUCAAGUUACACCAGCUACACCAACAGUCCAGCUGUCUGGCAAAACAAUCACCCCUGCUCACUUCCAGCUUCUGAGGCAACAGCAGCAGCAGGCUGCUCAGGUGCAGGUCCCACAGAUUCAGGCUCAGGCACAAGCCCAGUCUCCAGCUCAAAUAAAAACUGUAGGGAACUUGUCACAGGAGCAGCUGAUCAAGUUGCAGAAGCAGAAACUGCAGCUUCCCCAGCAGCAGGCAGCGCAGCAGACACAGCAAGGGGCACAACAGCAAACAGCACAAGUACAAGUGCAACAGCAACAGCAAACUCAACAACUCGCUGCUGUUACAGCACCUCGUCCUGGCGCAGUUCUCACAGGCACUACUGUGACAAACCUUCAAGUUGCUCGUCUUACUCGUGUUCCUGCUUCCCAGCUUCAAGCACAAGGACAGAUCCAGGCCCAAACUCCGCAAGCAGCACAGGUUGCUUUGGCAAAGCCUCCGGUAGUGUCUGUUCCAGCCGCUGUUGUGUCAUCUGCAGGAGUCACUACACUCCCCGUUACUGUUGCAGGCAUUAGUGUUGCCAUUGGGCAGCCACAGAAAGCAGCAGGAGGCCAGACGGUAGUUGCACAGCCACUGCAUGUCCAGCAGCUUCUAAAACUCAAGCAUCAUCAAGCAGCACAGCAACAGAAAGCUAUCCAGCCUCAGGUUGCACAGGGUCAAGCUACUGUGCAGCAAAAGAUAAAUGCUCAACAGGUUACAGUCCAAACCCAACAGCAGACGUCGCAGCAACAGAAAGUAACUUACACGACACAGCCUGCCAUUAAAACGCAGUUCUUAACAACUCCAAUUUCCCAAACCCAGAAACCAGGUGGAACCCAGCAAGUGCAGGCCCAGAUUCAGGUACAGGUUGCAAAACUUCCUCAAGUGGUCCAGCAACAGGCUACUGUUGCCAACAUUCAACAGAUGGUUUCAGUUUCCCAACAGGUACAAGCUCAACCCCAAACUGUGACACUUUCUCAGACGACAGCAGGUCAACAGCAGGUUCAGGUGAUUCCUGCAACAACUGCUACUGCUCAGGUCGUCCAGCAGAAACUGAUACAACAGCAAGUCGUGACAACAGCAUCUCCCCAGAUUCAGGCUCCAGGUGUACAGAAUCCAGCCCAGACACCAGCAACAUCUGAAGCCCAGAAUCAGCAAGCAAAAGUACAAAUGAGGACGCCUACUGUCAGAUUAAAGGCACCUACUAAACCAAGUUGAACUAAUGAUUAAAAUGCAAUAACAGGGAAACACAGCAUUUCUUGUUUGCUAAGCCAAGUGAGAAGCUACUCCAGACAUCCAAAUGAAGACAAACAACCUCUAUUUUUUUUUAGCAGAAGCUUUUUUGCUGGUGAACAUUUAAACAUGGAAACUCUCACGUAACUUCAGUGUAUUAGCAACUGUUUAGCGCUCAAAAUCUGUACAAGAUGCAUUCUGCCAGUGUUCUCUGUGCU
Molecule: messenger RNA, 9461 nt
Organism: Fulmarus glacialis (Northern fulmar)
Lineage: Eukaryota; Metazoa; Chordata; Aves; Procellariiformes; Procellariidae
Product: E1A-binding protein p400-like
Molecular function (GO): ATP binding; ATP-dependent chromatin remodeler activity
Source: RefSeq, a predicted model, not a curated record